Messenger RNA from Racocetra persica, 390 nucleotides. The record is from the annotation of a GenBank genome assembly. Lineage: Eukaryota; Fungi; Glomeromycota; Glomeromycetes; Diversisporales; Gigasporaceae.
AUGCAAAACAAAGAAGAUGAUCUAGCAACUGAAAUCAGCAGAUGUAAUAGAUGUACAAAAGAAGAAGAGACAGUAAAAAAAAGAAAUGCAAGAGCAGAAGAGUCGAGAAAAGAAGAACAAAAGUUAAUAGGAUUCAAAACACUAGAGAGUCUAAAAAUAGAAUUGGCCAAAAGCAAUACAAGACAGAUUAGGAUGACUCCUAAGUACAAGAACAAGAUAGCAGUUUGUGAGCAUAGCAAAGCAAAGAAAAGAAUCCAAAAGAAGAAGAAAAACCCAAGCAAGAAAAAGAAAACUAAUCAACAAGAGAUAAAAGAAAGGAAAAAGAAGGCAAAAAAAAAGGAAAAUGAAUUGAAGAUGAAGUUAGAAAGACAAUGUGAAAGCUUGUCAUGA